Messenger RNA from Eremomyces bilateralis CBS 781.70, 1808 nucleotides. Its product is annotated as DUF155-domain-containing protein. The record is from RefSeq and is a predicted model, not a curated record. Lineage: Eukaryota; Fungi; Ascomycota; Dothideomycetes; Eremomycetales; Eremomycetaceae. The transcript has 3 exons. The coding region runs from base 1 to 1635 and encodes 544 amino acids.
AUGGCCUCCGCAAGCGAAUCGACUCCGCUAUUAGACGAUGCAUCCUCAUCUACACCUUCAUCUUCUCGACAUCUUCCAAAACCAGUGCGACAGGUUACCUUCAACCCGACCGUCACCAGCACCUCGCCAAACCGCCACUCCACUCCGCUGAAACCCAGCCUUCCCCUCCCCUCCUCCCACUCAACCCUCCCAUCCCGCAAUGGCUCCGCCCCCCUCACCUCCUCCGCCUCCCUCAUGUCUGGCCUCAACACCAAACUCCGCCGUCGCCACUCCCAAGGCGCCGUCUCCGGCUUCCCUCCGCACCUCUCCAAAAUCGGCCCCCAGCGCACCACCAAGACGGUGCAGAAGCUCAAGAUCCUUCCGGACCCGCAGUACGGCGACGAAGGGCCGGACGAGGACAGCGGCCGCGACGUGUACGCGCAGUACACGCGGUUGAAAGAUCCGCGGUCGCGGCGGGACGCGGCGCGGUUGACGAAGGCGGAUAAGGAGCGGUUGCCGCGGGCGACGGCGUAUUGCGUUGCGGGGAAGUAUAAGAGUGAUGAUGUGCUGAGGUGGUUGAAGAGUAAGGGGCGAACGAGGGGGACGAUGCCGAAGGUGUUUGAUGAGUGUAUCUAUUCGCCGUACUCAUAUUCAUAUGGACAUUCGAUGUCGCGAAGUGGUGGGCAGAGCGCAAGGACGACGAGGCAGUAUCACAGUCAUGAGGUGGGUAAUCUAAGGGGGUCGAUGGACUCGCCGAGAUUGGUUCCGCAGCAAGAACGGAGACAUUCGGAUAGUACGGUCGAGAUUGAUCAACCUCAGAUCCGCGAACGUACGGAUGAGAUGAUGGAUUACGGCGAGUCAGGCCGCGACUCGGUCAAAGACUACCAAGAAACCCGACAAUACUACGACGACACGUACUCCCCUUCGGAGACCCCCGGCGACCUCGACUUCGACAUCGACGUGCCCAUACCCGAGGUGUUCAUCUUCGAUUACGGCACGGUGGUCAUCUGGGGUAUGACGGCGGCUGAGGAGAUGCGGUUCCUCAAGGAGCUCUUGAAGUUCGAGGAGGAGAAGAUCGAUAAGAGCCAGGCGCAGACGGAGGACUUUAGCUUCUAUUAUACCCGCGAGUACCAGUCGCGGAUCUAUAACGAUUUCAUCAGCCUCUCGGAUAAGAAGAAUUAUAUGAUUAAGUUGACGAUCAGCCAUGCCAUGGCGCAGAGCGUAAAGACCUCCUACUUCGAAAAACUCGUCGACGAAACUAUCGACGCCUCCAAAGAACUCCCCAACCAAAUCGCUGAAACCGGCAAAGCGAAGCUCGGCCGCAAACAACUGCAGAUGGAAAUCGGCAAGCUCUUCCUCCUCCGCAUCAACAUCCACCUGCAGGGCUCGAUCCUCGACGCGCCGGAGCUGAUGUGGAGCGAGCCGGCGCUCGACCCGCUGUACCAAGCGGUACGCGGCUACCUCGAGAUGGACCAGCGGGUCGAUCUGCUGAUGGAGCGGGUUACGGUCAUUGGCGAUUUGUUGUCGGUGUUGAAGGAUCAGUUGUCGCAUUCGUAUGAGGAGUUGUUGGAGUGGAUUAUUAUUAUCUUGAUCGCGGCGGAAAUCAUGGUUGCUGCGAUCAAUAUCGUCGUCGAUCUGUAUGCAGGGGGAGACUAGAGGCUGUGUUUCGUUGGGUAGAAAGCUUGGCUUAGCGCUCUCUGCUCUGCUCUGCCUUUCACAAGAGGCAUUUUGGCAUAGCGGUGCUCAGGGCUCAUCUUGGAACCAUUGACCUCCACUCGGGGCAUGGAGUUGGUCGCGCAUUGGGUGUUUGGAGCGCAGGGACGGUUGGA